This is a messenger RNA of Spirometra erinaceieuropaei, 534 nucleotides long. NCBI's taxonomy places the organism in Eukaryota, Metazoa, Platyhelminthes, Cestoda, Diphyllobothriidea, Diphyllobothriidae. The record is from the annotation of a GenBank genome assembly.
AUGGGCGAGAAUGGCACAAAUCUGCUUCAGCAGAAAGUGACUGAACGAGCCCGCGAGCAGAGAGCGACACGCGAUGCAGCUCUGGGGAACAAAUUCUACAAACUGCCUGAUCCAACGUCAUCCAGAAGCGGCACACUGGUACACAACCUGUCGUCAAAGGAACUGACGAAGGAGCAAGCACAGGUUUUACGGCACGAAGCCUCAUUCAACACAGCUGACGCCAAACCUGUCAACAUGAUUGCAGCAGUGGAAUCGGUCAUUAAUCAGACGGAAGCGACGGAGGAGACGAAGAACCUUAUCCGACACCAAGUUACGUCCCUCCUUAUGACUCACAAGCCGCGCGAAACACUCACAAAGGUCGAACGCGAUGCACUAAGAGAACUCAAGGCCGACAAGUACAUCGUUAUUGUGUGCGCGGACAAGGGGCGUUCCACCGUCGUACUGGACAGAACAGACUACCUUCAGAAAGCCAAAAACCUACUGGAGGAUCGCCAGUUCUAUGUCCCAUGUGAAACCAACCCCAUAAAACGCUGA